Messenger RNA from Paramacrobiotus metropolitanus, 4535 nucleotides. RefSeq names its product adhesion G protein-coupled receptor L3-like. Gene Ontology annotation, cellular component: membrane. The record is from RefSeq and is a predicted model, not a curated record. Gene Ontology annotation, molecular function: carbohydrate binding; G protein-coupled receptor activity. The transcript is spliced from 12 exons. Lineage: Eukaryota; Metazoa; Tardigrada; Eutardigrada; Parachela; Macrobiotidae. Gene Ontology annotation, biological process: adenylate cyclase-activating G protein-coupled receptor signaling pathway; cell surface receptor signaling pathway. The coding region runs from base 406 to 4164 and encodes 1252 amino acids.
GGUAAAGUGUGUGCGCAUAAUCCGUGCUAAGCCAUUGGUAAAACAUUAUUCAGUGGCGCGACGUUGUGCAGAUCUACCUGCGUUAAUUCUACAAUAAAAUUCGGGGGUAAGCGCUGAUAGCUCCGCCGAUCAACAUACUCAUCAACGAAGAAUUAUACAUGUGUAGAAAUCAUACUCGUAUAUAUGUGUACAUAUCGACCCAGCUGUAAUAAACUGAGGAACAUUGGCGGAUCUUCGAUCAGAAUGCUCUAGAUUGCACUUCACAUUCUCAUCCCACGUCUUGGCUUUUCCAAUCUUUUGUACUGCAGAAUUGAUGAGUGUGCCGGAUGAUGCGGAUCCCAUGACGCUUUCAUAGAAGAAAAGCUUGCUGAACACAGCGGAAUUUAACGCUCUGCAACGGACACCAUGGCGAACAGUUGGAUUUUCCGGAAAUCUGCUAUGCUCAUAAUAUUGGCUGUGUUAAUUGGAUUAUUCAUAAAAAACGCUGCUGGCAAUACGCGGCCAUUACGACAGAGUUAUGCUUGCGAAGGAGCCACUCUCAACAUAAAAUGUGAUAAUCCGGGAGAGGAGCCCGGCCAGCGAAUACGCAUCGUUCGUGCCAAUUAUGGACGGUUUAGCGUCAGUGUGUGUAAUCCCGAUGGAGUCUCCAGCUGGUCAACAAAGUGCACCUCGCACACAUCAGUACCAGUCUUGACCGAAAAAUGCAGUAAAAAGCCUUCCUGCUCAGUGGAAGUGGCCGAUCGGACAUUCGGUGAUGACCCUUGCCCAGACACCUUCAAAUAUCUCGAAGUUCAUUAUGAGUGCACUUCCGAAAACACUGCAACGCCGAGGCCAACGGAGACAUUGCAGCCAGCGCUGCCCACACGACCGGCCGCAGCCGCGUUUUACAGUGUCGUUUUCACAAUUACCACCCCAUCGAGUACAACAAUGGCAACAAGCCCCCCGACUCAACCAACGAGCACAACACCCACUUCACCGCCGACAACAAGCACCACACAGCCGACAACAAGUGAUUUAAUUGCCGAGCCCCCGACAACGGCACCUGUCGAGCCAUUGAUUGACACCGGUUCAAUCACAGGCAGGCCGAAUUGGAGAACGAGGAUGCAAGAUUCUCCUCAGUCGAACAAUGCACCGAGUUACAAUCUUCCGGGUCAAUUUGUGCAGCAGCCGUCCGAUUCGGUGCAGUCGCCGGCAGCGACAGAAUCCUGUCCAUCUGUCAUGCGCCUAGGCAUCCGUUGGCCCAUUACACCAAAGGGAGCCACGGCCUUCCAAAAGUGUCUGCAGAAUUCUGAAGCUUUCGCCGAAUGGACUUGCGAGGACACCAAUCCGCCGAGAUGGAAGGGCUUCCCCGAUAUCCGCCAGUGCACCAGUUCCUGGAUGGACGACAUCCGCCGGAAGGCCGGCGGGGACGUACAACCGGAAAAGCUUGCCGAGGAGUUGGCACGCCAGACGUCUAGAAACGCUCUGAAAUCCGGCGGUGACAUGUCGAGCGCGGUGGACCUUAUUAACAAGAUCGUGGUACGAGGACAGCGGGCGCUGGCACGAAUGGUGGCCGAUGACACACAAGAUAUUGGCGUGCAGAAAUUGGGGGAACAGGUCUUGAAGGCGGGAAGCAAUCUGUUGGACGUACGGCAUAAUGCCUCCUGGGUGGAACUGAGCGAGGAGAACCGCGCUGAGACGGCGACGACACUGAUCGUAUCGCUGGAAACUACGGCGUUCAUGCUAGCGGAGAACGUUCCCGUGGGAUCGAUUCUGACGAGUUUCGAUAAUAAUAUCGUCAUGGGUGUUGGGAAAUUUCAUACGAAACAGAUGGAAAGAAAUUACAAGUUACCACCGAAGAACAACGAUACCAUGGGAGUAUACACCGCGGACAGCAUAGAGUUCACAGCGGCGGCAUUGCAGGAUCAUACCCAGGAAAAUAUGGUCAAGCUGGUAUUCCUGUCCUAUAACAAUGUUGGUCAAUAUUUGGAAGCGGUGGGCACGACGUCGACCGGUAAUGUGCCGGCUGGUAUGGUUGUCAAUUCGAAGGUUAUAUCGGCGGCAAUCAAUGGUGUGCAUCGAGCCACUCAGCUGAAGGAACCGGUUAUCAUCACGCUCGAACACACUGUUCCGGCAAAUGGCCAGCCAACCAUGUGUGCUUUUUGGGAUUACAAAAACGAUAAGGAGAUGAAUUUCCAAGGAGCUUGGUCGACGCGCGGCUGUGUGGUGGUCAAGAGCUACAGCCAUAAGACCGUGUGCGAGUGCGACCAUUUGACGAAUUUUGCCGUUUUGAUGGAUGUUACGGGCACGAUAGGGACCUCGCCCCAUAACGAUGCAUUGACCAAAAUAACGAUCAUAGGUUGCUCAAUCUCCAUCGUCUGCUUGCUGGUUACUUUAAUUAUCUUCUGGUCGUUCCGAAGCCUGCAAUCGGAGCGCACGACCAUUCACAAAAAUUUGGCCUUCUGCUUGAUGAUGGCGGAGAUAAUGUUCAUUUCCGGCAUUAACCAGACCCAGCUGCCCGUGGGAUGUCACAUUUUUUCCGCGCUGAUGCAUUAUUUUUUCUUGGCCACGUUUGCCUGGUCAUUAUUUGAGGGAUUAAAUUUAUGGUGGAUGCUGGUUGAAGUUUUUGAUUCCGAAAAAUCGCGUCGCGUGUAUUAUUAUCUGGCUGGCUACGGUGUCCCAUUGCUAAUUGUGGCCGUGUGUUUGGCGGUGGACUGGCGCAGUUAUGCGACACCGGAUUACUGUUGGCUCCGCGCCGACAAUUACUUCAUUCUGAGUUUCGUUAUUCCUGUUGGACUAAUUAUUGUGCUGAACGUCAUGUUUCUUUCAAUGGCCAUGUACUUUAUGUGCCAAAAUCAUGGACGACAAACGGCACUGCGUGCGCGUGAUCCUAGCUCGUGGAUGCAUAUCAAAACAUGGAUUUCCGGUGCAAUUGGCCUGACGUUUCUCAUGAGCAUUACAUGGGUUUUUGGAUUCCUUUAUGUUGGCAAUUUGGAGACGAUCAUAUUUGCAUAUAUCUUCACAUUCUUGAAUAGUGUGCAGGGGCUAUUCAUCUUCGUGCUCGUUUGUCUGCGAAACGAUAAGGUUAAAAUCGCUCUGAGGCAGUUUAUUUCCAAUCAGUCCGAGCGCUUUGCUAGCAGUAUAUGCACACGUUCAACAUCAUCGUUUUCCGACAACAAUCCAUCCACUGGUCAAGGAUUUUACCAGUGCUCGCCGCCUCUGGACAAAGAACAACCGUACAUGCAUAAUUAUGCUCCUUAUUAUGGACCACGUUACGAUACGUCUCGCCGCAACACCGUCACCAGCACGCUUCCGCCUCACUCUCCAGCGCCCGUGUUGCAGUGCACUUGCGAACACCCUGAAUGCCCGGAGCAGAGCUCCACCCGCAGUUCCAAUCGGGAUUCCGGGCAUGAAUCUGUCUCCUGUCCCAGCGCUGAGUCACCGCCCAUGCAGCCCAUUCACAUCCACCAGCGCACUUUGUAUCCCCCUUCCGUGGCCCGUAAGCAGGCCUCCCAAGUCCUGCAAGCAGAAUAUCCGGCUGUCGCGGCACGUGUUGCCGCCCGCAACGCCCGCCACUUGUACGGACGCCACUGUCUGGAUCCUAAUGAGCAUAUUUACGCGGAAAUUGAUGCUCAGCAGCUGGAAGAGGAAAUGUGUCCGUACAGUGAAUCAGACGAGUCCAACACGUCCAUCUACCAGCAGGGCGGGUCGGAUAUGAGUACGGACGAAGAGCACUCGCGCCGGAUGCCCUGGGUGUGCGAGGCAGACGGACAUCGCAAAGUGCCCAGCUAUCGACCCAGCCUGAGCAGUACCGGGACCAGUGAGCAUAAACCGCUGAUUAACUUCAUGGGGCGCAUGCCCGUGGAUGGCAAGCAUUCAUUAGGUUGCCGGUCAUGCUGCUCCACCAAUUCCCAUCGUAUCCGUCAUACCGCACCCCGCCAACCCGUCAUGCUCAUCCCGGACAAUCAAGCGUAUGUUAACUCAGCGGCAAUGCCUAACGUGCACGGCCACUUGCCGCUUGAAAUGCCAGCAGUUGGGAUGCCUGGGACGAUGAACAUUCCCCUGCAACAGGGGAACUACAAUGCAUUCGGGCUCACUUCGUUCUGUGAUGGAUCGAAGAUGGUGAGACGCUUGCCGCUCAUGCCAAAGCCACCGGAACAGCCGCUAUCGUACAGCGAAUGUUGAACGGACGGACAAAGAUAUCCAAUCACUCGACAAAUAUUUCUUCCAGGCGCGGUUGCACCGUUGUGUGCCAUAAUUCUGUUGCUUUCUCGUUGUGGAUCGUCUCCACUUGGCAGGACAAGGAAAGUGGACCAAAAUGUGAUAGAAUUCCUUUUAUAGAGUUUGUUCUUGUUGAUGAUUUGUGCGAGUUCGUUUGCUGACCCGACCGUGGUUUUAUCCCAUGUAGAGACGAAACUCAGUUUGCUGAGCAGUUUUUCAGUUUUAUGUGUUGCGUUUUAUGCUGUUCUUCCGGACAGCUGUUAACCAGUGCUCACGGUUUUGUGUCUUUAUGUAAGUUCUGUAUACUGGAAAUUGUAAUCAAGAAAUUAAUUUGA